AUCUCAUCAUAAUUUAAAAGAUAAAACAAUGUUAACUUGCAUUAGUAGGCUAACGCCAACUAGGUUCAACCAGUCUUAUAUAGUUUUUGCUUAAUUCCCUUGUUGCUUUCAAAUUGCUGUUCUCUCAUCAUUCUUAGAAGACUUGAACUACUUCAAGUUUGUAAAGGAAAAAGGUUUGUGUGUGCCCUUGCCUUAUCCUUUGAUUGAGGAAAAUGGUAGUUGAGGAAAGUAUAGAUGGAGAUAUUACUUCAUGUGAGGUGACAGGAUCAGUAAGUCAUUCACAGAUUCCGAAUCACGAAAAUUCGCAAGAAAUUAAGGGAAGGGAGGAGGCUCCAAAGAAGAACAAGGCCAAAACUGAAAGCAAUAAAACAGUACCCUUUUACAAGCUUUUCUCAUUUGCAGAUUCUUGGGAUCAUUUGCUUAUGUUUGUUGGGACAAUAAGUGCAGUUGGGAAUGGAAUAUCCAACCCUUUAAUGAGUGUACUAAUUGGAGAUACAAUUGAUGCUUUUGGAAGAAAUGGUAGCAAUAAACAAGUUGUUCAUGAAGUUUCCAAGGUCUCUCUGAAGUUUCUAUGCUUGGGUAUAGCUGCCUUGUUUGCAGCAUUUUUGCAGGUUUCUUGUUGGGUGAUCACUGGGGAGAGACAAGCUGCAAGAAUAAGAGGCUUAUACCUCAAAGCAAUUCUGAGACAAGAUGUCGGCUUCUUCGACAAGGAAACUAACACCGGCGAGGUUACUGAAAGGAUGUCAGGAGACACAUUUCUUGUUCAAGAAGCCAUGGGGGAAAAGGUAGGACAGUUCAUACAAUAUGUGGCAAGCUUUUUAGGAGGGCUUAUCAUAGCAUUCAUCAAGGGUUGGCUUCUAACCCUUGUCCUGCUAUCUUCCCUGCCUCCUCUUGUCUUAGCUGGUUCUCUAAUGACUUGCGCUUUCGCGAAGAUGGCAUCUCGUGGGCAAGCAGCAUAUUCUGAAGCAGCAACUGUAUUUGACAGGACUAUUGGUUCAAUUAGAACUGUUGCAUCCUUUACUGGUGAGGAUCAAGCUAUAGCUUUAUAUAAUGAAUCCUUAACCAAAGCAUAUAGGAGUGGUGUGCAAGAAGGAGUGGCUGCUGGUUUAGGCCUUGGUUUGCUUCGAUUGCUCGCUUUCAGCAGUUAUGCUUUGGGUGUAUGGUAUGGAGGGAAGAUGGUUCUAGAGAAAGGAUAUACAGGAGGUGAAGUCAUGAGUGUGUUUUUUGCAGUAUUGAUUGGAUCAUUGUCUCUGGGGCAUGCAUCUCCAAGCUUAACUGCAAUUGCUGCAGGACAAGCAGCAGCCCAUAAAAUGUUUGAAACAAUAAAGAGACAGCCGGAUAUUGAUUCUUAUGACACGGCUGGUCGGAAGCUAGAUGAUAUUUCCGGAGAUAUAGAACUUAGAGAGGUUUGCUUUAGUUAUCCUACAAGACCAGAUGAACUCAUAUUCAAUGGAUUUUCCAUUUCAAUAUCAAGUGGCACUACUGCAGCUUUGGUAGGACAAAGUGGGAGUGGGAAAUCAACAGUUGUUAGUUUGAUAGAGAGAUUUUAUGAUCCACAGGCUGGUGAAGUUCUCAUUGAUGGUAUCAACCUCAGAGAAUUUCAACUGAAAUGGCUCAGACAGAAGAUAGGCCUAGUUAGCCAGGAGCCGGUUCUGUUUUUGUGUAGCAUUAAAGAGAAUAUUGCAUAUGGUAAGGAUGGUGCAACAGAUGAAGAAAUCAUAGCUGCAGCAGAACUUGCUAAUGCUGCUAGAUUCAUAGAUAAAUUUCCUCAUGGACUCGACACGAUGGUUGGUGAGCAUGGAACUCAGCUUUCUGGAGGACAAAAGCAAAGGAUUGCUAUAGCAAGAGCAAUUCUGAAAGAUCCUAGAAUCUUGUUACUUGAUGAAGCUACAAGUGCCCUUGAUGCUGAAUCUGAGAGAGUGGUUCAAGAGACACUAGAUAGAAUAAUGGUUAACAGAACAACUGUUAUUGUAGCGCAUCGCUUAAUCACAAUAAGAAAUGCUGACACGAUUGCUGUUAUUCAUCAAGGAAAAGUUGUAGAAAAAGGUUCACAUGAUGAGCUCAUUAAGGAUCCUAAUGGAGCUUUUAGCCAGCUUAUUAGACUCCAAGAAAUAAAAAAGGAGACAGAACAGAAUGAUGAAUGCUCUGCAGAUUCUGGAAGGCAAUCAAGCCGAGGAUCAUCCGAAAUUGGGAACAGCAAUCAUCACUCAUUCAGAAUAACAGAUGCUAUGACAUCAGAAGGAGGACCUGAAGUUCUUCCUUCAGCAGCAUUAUCACCAACACCUCCAGAAGUUCCAUUUUUCAGGCUUGCUUGUCUUAACAAGCCUGAAAUCCCAGUUUUACUCUUAGGGACAUUGGUAGCAGUUAUAUGUGGAACUAUUACACCUGCUCUGGGGCUUGUUGUCUCUAAAAUGAUAAACACUUUCUUUGAACCUGCGGAUAAACUCCGCAAAGAUUCAAAGCAUUGGGCAUUAAUAUUUGUUGCUUUUAGUGUGGCUGCAUUCAUAUUUCAUCCAUUGAGGUCCUACUUCUUUUCUGUGGCUGGUUCUAAGUUGAUAAAAAGGAUUCGGCUUAUGUGUUUUGAUAAAAUAAUUCACAUGGAAGUAGGAUGGUUUGACAAAGCUGAGAAUUCAAGUGGAGCCCUUGGAGCAAGGUUGUCAAUUGAUGCUGCUUCGCUUCGCGCUUUGUUUGGAGAUGCACUUGGUAUGUUGGUUCAAGAUGCUUCCACUGCAGUUACAGCCUUGGUGAUUGCAUUCGAGGCGAAUUGGCAGCUAGCUCUCAUUAUCCUUGCUAUGAUGCCUCUUCUAUUGUUAAAUGGACAUUUACAAAUCAGAUCCAUGAGAGGAUUUAGUGCAAAUGCAAAGAAACAAUAUGAGGAAGCAAGUCAAGUAGCAAAUGAUGCAGUAGGGAAUAUCAGAACAGUUGCUUCUUUCUGUGCUGAAGAGAAGGUAAUGGAGUUAUAUCAGAAGAAAUGUGAAGGACCAAUGCAAACAGGCAUAAGGCAAGGUUUAGUGAGUGGAAGUGGUUAUGGCCUAUCAAUCUUCUUUCUGUUCUGUGUCUACGGAUGCAGUUUCUACGCCGGUGCCAGGCUUGUUAAGGAUGGCAAAACAACAAUGUCAGAAGUUUUCCGAGUAUUUUUUUGUCUCACAAUGACUGCUAUAGCAUUAUCUCAGUCCGGCCUACUCGCCCCGGGCGCAAGCAAAGCAAAAAAUUCAGCUGCUUCUGUGUUUGCCAUUCUUGAUCAGAAAUCAAAAGUAGACUCCAGUGAUAAGUCUGGAAUUACAUUGCAAGAUGUGAAGGGAGAGAUUAAAUUCAACCAUGUCACUUUCAAGUAUCCAACUAGGCCUAAUGUUCAUAUAUUCACAGAUCUUUCCUUAACCAUUCAUUCAGGACAGACAGUGGCUCUAGUUGGAGAAAGUGGGAGUGGAAAGUCAACAGUAAUAUCAUUGCUGCAAAGAUUUUAUGAACCAGAUUCAGGUGAGAUAACUCUAGAUGGAACAGAAAUCAAGAAGCUACAACUGAAAUGGUUUAGGGAGCAAAUGGGGCUAGUAAGCCAGGAGCCUGUGUUGUUCAAUGACACCAUUAGAGCCAACAUUGCAUAUGGAAAGGGAGGGAAUGCAACAGAAGCAGAAAUUGUUGCUGCUGCACAACUUGCUAAUGCUCACAAAUUCAUUAGCAGUUUGCACAAGGGUUAUGAGACAAUAGUAGGAGAGAGAGGGAUUCAAGUAUCAGGGGGGCAGAAACAGAGGGUGGCAAUAGCAAGAGCCAUAGUGAAGAGUCCAAAGAUAUUGCUUCUAGAUGAAGCAACAAGUGCACUAGAUGCUGAGUCAGAAAAGGUGGUUCAGGAUGCACUUGACAGGGUUAUGGUAAAUAGAACCACCAUUGUGGUGGCACAUAGGUUAUCAACCAUUAAGGGUGCACAUUUAAUUGCUGUGGUUAAAAAUGGUGUCAUUGCUGAGAAAGGCACACAUGAUGCUUUGCUCAAAAAGGGUGGCACCUAUGCUUCCUUAGUAGCAUUCUUCUCAAGUUCUAGUUCAUCUUAAAUUCACCAACCCACACUAAAAAUUUAAUUUUUUAAAAAAAAAUUGUUGUUUUGUUGGAAAAUUUCAUCCUUUUUCAUGGUGAUAACUCUCAAUGGUCCACGUUGUAACUCAUCCAACAUGAAUGAAUUAGAAUUU
Messenger RNA from Arachis stenosperma, 4178 nucleotides. RefSeq names its product ABC transporter B family member 11-like. Gene Ontology annotation, biological process: transmembrane transport. The transcript is spliced from 13 exons. Gene Ontology annotation, molecular function: ATP hydrolysis activity; ABC-type transporter activity; ATP binding. Gene Ontology annotation, cellular component: membrane. The record is from RefSeq and is a predicted model, not a curated record. NCBI's taxonomy places the organism in Eukaryota, Viridiplantae, Streptophyta, Magnoliopsida, Fabales, Fabaceae. Bases 213 to 4043 code for a protein of 1276 amino acids.